Molecule: messenger RNA, 1221 nt
Organism: Parasteatoda tepidariorum (common house spider)
Lineage: Eukaryota; Metazoa; Arthropoda; Arachnida; Araneae; Theridiidae
Source: RefSeq, a predicted model, not a curated record
UUUUAACCGGAACUAGAGUAGGUCCCGAGCUUUAGUUUUAACGUUCUCUGAUAACUCUUACCUAAAUAUGAUUUCGGCUUUUUGAAACUUUUUAAAAACAUUUCUUAGAUCAAUUAAUAUUUUUUUUCAUUUGCUUCGAUUUUUAAAACAAUCGAUAUUUGUUGCAGAAUUGCCACCUAAGCUUGUUAUCAUUGUACAAAACAAUUUUGGCAACAUUUAAAGACUAAUAACGAAACUGGAUGAAUAAUUUCCGAUUUUGUUGUUUACAAACAGAAAGAAUGUGAGUGUCACGUAAAGGAUAUGUAAUUAAAUUUUAAUAUGAACCCCGUUACUGACGGUUUGCAACCAUCUUUAAAAUUAUGGGGUGAAGAAGACAUUGAUGGAGCUGUUUAUGCAGUGUAUUUAAAGAAAGUCCGUUACCAUCAUGCAAAAUCGGAUUCAUCUGAACAAGUUUCACAUCUUGAAUGGGAAACCAUUCGAAUAAGAAUGAUAAAAGCAGGCACUAUAGAAAAAUUAGUUGAAAGUCUUACAACAGAUUUAGGAGAUCUUGAAUCUACAUACAUGAAUAUUUUUUUAUCAACUUAUAGAUCUUUUGCAGUUCCAAGUCAAGUAUUAACUAUCCUUAUAAAUAGGUAUGAGCAAAUGCAUUGUGAAAGCUCAAAAGUUUCUUUGGAACUUCGAGAAAAUCAUAAAAGAACUAUUGAAAAAGUAUUGUUGGUUUGGCUGGACAUGUAUUCUGAAGACUUCUUCGAACCUCCUCAAUUUUUGACUUUACUCAAAUUAAAGGAAUUUACUAGAAGAUUUGUACCUGGAAGUGUUCUAGAUCUCAGAGCAAAACAUAAACUUUUGAAGUAUAAAAACUCUGGAAAUGCUGAAAACAUCAAUAACAAUCCAGUUGUUUAUACUAAUGGUGUACAUUCAGGUAUUUCACCAUUGCAACAUUGGAGUAUUUUGGACAUAUCUGACAGAGAAUUUGCUUUGCAAUUGACUUAUACUGACAGUGAACUUUUCAAGAAACUUGUACCAUACCAGUGUCUUGGAUCAGUUUGGUCUCAUAGGGAUAAAUUAUCUGGGUGGAAGGUUUCUCCUUUAACUGUGACUGCUACUGUUAAUCAGUUUAAUGCUGUUUCUUUGCGAGUUAUUAGCACAGUUUUGUCAGAUUCGUCAUUAAAAGCAGCAAUGCGGGCCAGAAUCAUCGUGAAAUGGAUAAAUAUUGCUCAG